This is a messenger RNA of Phoenix dactylifera (date palm), 1283 nucleotides long. RefSeq lists its product as uncharacterized. The record is from RefSeq and is a predicted model, not a curated record. NCBI's taxonomy places the organism in Eukaryota, Viridiplantae, Streptophyta, Magnoliopsida, Arecales, Arecaceae. Gene Ontology annotation, cellular component: endomembrane system.
CGCCGCCAUCUUCUUCUCCCGCUCUCGGACUCUCUUCUGCGCCUUUUCCUCCUUCGAGUCCGUCUCCUGCGUGACUCCUUCUGGCGACAGCAUCGACAACCUCGCCACCGAAUUCGGAUCUCUCGGCGUGCCCUGGUGCAGAUGAAAACAUGGAAAGACAGUGGAAGGGACUUCAAAGGAUCUGCUCAAAGGCUUGGAAGAAUUUGCGCCAAUAUAUGAAACCCAUCCAAUCAAGAAUAACAAGUAUGUGAUGGGCUUCGACCGCAGUUUCGGGCUAUGGUUCAUGAUGUGCUGGGAUCUGAUAAUAGAAAGUGGCUUUUUCAAGGGGCACUCCACAUGGGUCCUAUGAUAGGCGAUGCCGGAGAAGCUGAUCAUAUCCCUUUCCCCUCACCACCCAGAGAAGUAUUUGAGGAAGGGGCCUGCCUAUGUGGAUAAGAGCUGCAUAUAUUUUGAGGAGUAUUUUCUGGACUUUGGGAGUGUUGAUUAGGGAAGCAUCAUGGAAAUACACGAGAUUUCAGAUCUCAGUCCGGUUCUUCUGAAUGAUCAUCGAAGCGGGUUGAAAAGAUUGAAGCAGGCUCUGAAAGCUGGCUUUCAGCAUCUCAUAUUCGAGGACAACUAUGACACUGGUACUGGUGACCAUUAUUCCUGGAGGUAGAUCUGUGAUCAGUUUUUUAUCAGAGGUGGUGGGCACAGCUUCUUUAGGGAUGGUGAUUAAGCUAGGAUAAGAACGAAAAGGAAAAGGUUCUGGGAGAAGGCUGUAGGCAUAGAUGAUUGAUGUGGGAUGGGUGAAGCAUGGUGGGGUAUCAGAGGGCACAUGCUUGAUGUUUUUUACCGCAGCAGUAAGGCCACAUCAUAUGCAGAACAUUUUCAGAAUAGCAGGUUUGUGGAGUCAGUGUUCGAUGUCUAUUGGGAGUUCCCACCAGUGGCUGGUCCCUCUCAUCAAACAAGGUAUGACCCUGCCCGUGCUCCUGAUCCAAUCAUUGAAGAAGGCAGAUUUGGCGUCUUCCAAAGGCUUGGUCUAACAAGGUUUGAAGCUUUUGUAUUCAAUGGAUACACUCAAAUGGCCUAUCUUCAGAUAUCUGCCCCUACCUCUUGACUCUUGAGUAACUGUAGAAAAUCUUUAAUAUCUUCUCUUCUUCUGGAUAAUUCAGGUAUAAAUGGAAUCAAAGAUUUGUUCGAUCUACUUCAGAGUUUAAUCUUAGUUUGUGCAUUUUCUAUUUUGAAUUUUGUAUAUAUUUUAAGAUCUUUGAGGGAAUAUAUGCUUCCACAAUCAUUUCUGGAUU